Molecule: messenger RNA, 429 nt
Organism: Ostertagia ostertagi
Lineage: Eukaryota; Metazoa; Nematoda; Chromadorea; Rhabditida; Trichostrongylidae
Source: the annotation of a GenBank genome assembly
AUGAGGGAGGAUACACCAGAUUCCCAGUCACGUCCACGACGAGCGUCUUUGAUCAAAGCAACUGAAAGCAUCAAGAAAGUCGCGGCACCGAAAAAGAAACGUGAAGAUGUGUACGAAGUCGAGGACAUUAUUUCUCACAUUGUUGUCGACGGCGAGGCUCUCUAUAGAGUCACUUGGGUAGGAUAUCCAGGCGAAGUCACUGAACUAACUGAGGAUGAAUUGUCGAACUGUACCGAACUUCUGCAAGCAUACAAACAGAAAGUGAUGGAGAGUGGUGAUACUAGCUUGCUAUCGGUGAUGCAGCCCAGCUCGAAUCAAGCUUCGGAAAGGGGCGAUUUUAAUAAUGGCUAUGGACAUGAUCAGCAAAUGUCUACGCCAGAGAAUUCUAGCGUAAGAAUCGAAGGAGGAUGGGAAACGUCAGAAGACUGA